Messenger RNA from Eurytemora carolleeae, 1379 nucleotides. Its product is annotated as trichohyalin. Gene Ontology annotation, cellular component: cytoplasm. The record is from RefSeq and is a predicted model, not a curated record. The coding region runs from base 27 to 1271 and encodes 414 amino acids. Gene Ontology annotation, molecular function: ubiquitin protein ligase activity. The transcript is spliced from 14 exons. NCBI's taxonomy places the organism in Eukaryota, Metazoa, Arthropoda, Copepoda, Calanoida, Temoridae.
AUCUUAAAUUAUAAAAAAUUUCAGAAAUGGCUGAAUGUUCAAGUUCUUCUGAGGAUUUAACUGAAAAUGUUGAACACCUAAACAGUAUUAUUCAACAGCUUGGGGAGGAGGAAGAACAUGAGAAGGAGGAGAAAGAAGAAAAGGAGGAAGAGGAAAAUGUGGAGGAAAAAGAAGAUGUUCAACAUAAUAUACCUGAGGGAAAAAGUACAAGAUCCAGUGUGAAAGCAGUUUUAGAGAAACUGAGUGAGUUCCUAACCGAGAACAACCUGGAGCACCAAAUACAGGAGGAGAGGAAGGAUAUAUCUAGAAAAAUUGAACUCAAGAAUGAAGAAAUUUCACAGAAAAGAGAAACGCACAGGCAUAAGUUAAACGAAGUACAUGAAGCAUACAAACGAGAAAUCCAACGAGAAAACGAGAGACAUGUUGAGGACCUUAAAGUAACUGAGAAGGAUAUUUCUAAUCUACGAAACCAGCUGGAGGAGUUAGAGCAGCUCAAUAUAGCGGUCAGCUCGAAGAUACCCUGCUCACAAACUAACAGUGUUUCCUCAGAACGUGAGCAAAGGCGAGUUCGAGAAUUGCUUGAGUGUCCUGUCUGCCUGGAGGAAAUGAGACCACCUAAGAAAAUAUUUCAGUGCACAAACGGUCACGUGAUAUGUGAACUGUGCAAGAGUAAUCCUGAGGUUCGCUCCUGUCCAACCUGCCGCGUCAAAUUUAGAGGACACAAUGUUGUAAGAAAUAUCGUUGCUGAACAAUUAGCAAGGAAUACAUUUGAUGGAUCUGAUGCAGAGGAUCAAAUAAACACGAGAUCUUCACACACUAGAGAAAGUAAUCCUGUUGAGUUCCCUGGGCAGCAGAAUCAAGAUUUUCAUUUGUUUGAUCUUCUUCAUCAAACCUGGAGACAAGAUGAAGAGGAUCAAGAGAGAGAGGAGGACGACGACUUUCUUGCCUGGGCGAGGAUUGUUGGCACAGAUGAGAGAAGUGAAAGCUCUGGCGGAGGAAACUAUCAUCGGCGUCUAGCUGACCAGCAGCAGGGAGCAGACAGUAGGGUAGAGAUGGAGGUUUUAUCUAAUAUGGCCAGGGAUAUUGGAGGAACACAGAGACUUAGAGAAACUCAUCUUACAAGGACUUAUAGACCUAACUCAAGGUAUAUUCCCCAUCAUCAGUGGAGGCAGAGGACGGCUAGAGCCGAAGAGGACGCAGAGGCUGAAGAGGACAGAUUACGAGCCCCACGAGUUUCAAGGAGACCAGAGAAUUUGAGGCUUUUCAGAUAAGCUGCAACCCUUUUUAAUUUCUGACGAGAAAUAUUUUUGUAGUUUUGUACUUUUUUGAUUUUAUCUCUAUGCUUAACAAUUUGAAAUAUAAAUGAUAUAUUUAGUGAA